AUGGCACAACGAUCCAUGCUGUCUUUCCUGUCCAAAAAACCCACGGAACAUGGUGGUGAAGAAGGGAGGAAGCGAAAGCGGCGCGAGGACGACGAGCCUAAGUUGACCGUGACGAUGCAGGCAAUUGCGUGGGAUGCUGGGGUGCAAAGGAAGGAAAGCGGGACUCUUUUUGGACCUAAUGGUCAGGCCCACGCCCAACCAGGCCAGAAGUCUAGUGCAAGGGGAAAGGAAGUAGAGCCUGAUUCCCCAGCUUUGUUUGACGGGGUUGGUUCUGGACUAAAGCCAGCGGGUGAAAGUCAGGAAAAUGGUGGGGAGGUACUGCAUGUGUACAAGAAGAGACCCAGGAGCAGUAAGGCGGGAUCUGAUGCAGGAGAAGAUGGCGCAGCAGCUGUGGGAGUGGUAGAAGGGAAUGCAGAGAUUGAUGAGAAGGAGAGGUUGAGGAAGAGGAAUCGGUUGUUGCAGUCAGUGGGGGCGGAUGAUUGCGCUGGCCCGCAGCAAAGCGCGGCGUGGCAAGAGGCGGCUGCCAGGUUUGACUGGCUGGACCCAGGCAAGAUCCGGGACAAGCAGAACCGGCGACCCGACCACCCUGACUAUGAUGCACGCACUGUCAGAGUGCCUGACUCAGUGAUGCUCAGGCUGUCUGGCACUCAGAAGGAAUACUGGAAGAUCAAGCAGGACUACAUGGACAUUGUGCUCUUCUUUAAGGUCGGGAGCUUCUACGAGCUGUAUGAGCUGGAUGCGGAGAUUGGAAUCAAGGAGUUUGGCUGGAAGUUGACCCUGAGCGGUGUUGGCAAGUGCAGACAGGUCGGUGUCCCGGCUUCCGGCGUCGACGACGCAUGCCGCAAGCUGGUCGCCCGUGGCUACAAAGUAGGACGCGUCGAGCAAACCGAGACCGGCGCUGAGGCCAAAGCCAAGCGAGGCCCCUCUGCGAUGGUCCAGCGGAAACUGCUGAAAGUGGAGUCCCCCGCACUUUUGGUGGAUGAGAUCCGGCAACCAGAGGCGGUCCACUUGCUGGCGCUGAGGGAACUAGAGUUGGGAGACCAGGGAAGGGCAGUUGAGGCAGGGGAGAGGGAGCAAGUUGUAAUCGGGUUUGCAUUUGUGGACGCGGCGGCCGGGAGGUUUUACGUGGGGGAGGUGCGGGACGAUUCGUCUAGGUCGGCGCUGGGGGCUCUGCUGGCACAGAUUGCGCCCCAAGAGAUUGUGCACGAGCGGCACGGCCUGACUGCAGCAACCCGCAAGCUGCUCAAGCGCGCCCCCAUCCCUGGAAGCCUUCCGCUGCAACUCACGCCCCUCGACUCGGGGGCUGAGUUCCUCGAACCCCCUGCGGCGCUUGCUGAGAUUGCAUCGAAGGCUUACUUCGGGUACAGCCAAGCAGGGACUCCGUCCAAAACGCACGAAUCGGGGAGCAGAGGCCCUUUGGCUGAAGCUCAUGGGGGGGGAGAUGAGCAAGAUCCGGCGGGAAGUAGCGGACUUGAGGAGCGAUCGAGUGGGACAAGGAUCGAUCCGGACGCAGAAGCGCUGCUGUCCGGAAACGGUCCGAGCGUGUCCGCACUCUGGGCGCUCAUCUGCCACCUGCGCCGGCUCAAAGUGGCCGCCGAGAUGCUGCCACGUGGCGAGCUGUCGUCGUACGCGGUGUACCGGGGAUCCCUCCGCCUGGACGGCCAAACGCUGCAGAACCUCGAGCUGCUGCAAAAUGCUGCGGACGGCGGCCGGGCGGGGACGCUUCUCGCGAAUUUAGACAGCUGCGUGACCGCGCAGGGGAAGCGGCUCCUGCGCCGUUGGAUCUGCCAUCCGAGCAGAUCGACGGCCCAGAUCGUGUCCCGGCAGGACGGGGUGGAGGAGCUGGUGGCGAGGCCGGAGCUAGCACGGGCUGUGCGGGAAGAGCUAAGGAAGCUGCCGGAUCUGGAGAGGUUGCUUGGGAGGGUUAAGGCAAUGGCGUCGGCGCCAGCUGCAAUAUCGUACUUUGCGGCGCAGACGCACCAGAAACAUGUCUCCACUUUCUGCGCCACCCUGGGCGGCCUUCAGCAAGCCUGUGCGGCGCUGACGUCACUCCACGCCCUACCGGACUCUGCUCGCGUCAUCCUCAAGCCGUUCAUUAGACCGGAAGAAGUCCGGCUCGUCUCCGAGUCCUUCGACGAGCUGACGUCAUUCUUCGACUGGCCCAAGCCCGGUGCAAAAGACCGCGCCCCGAAGCUGAACCUCAAGCGGGCGGAGGACAGUUCGUCCGGUAAGGCGGCGCCCGAAACUUCGGCGGGAAAGCGAGCGUCCAAAAAGGGGAAGAAGGCAAAGGCGGAAGACGACGAAGAUCCUCUCGGCAGAGAAGUGAAGGCGCUCUCGAGAAUAGUCGAAGUUUUCGCGGACCGGAGGCUUGCCACGUGGGGUUCGCUGAUUGGCGAGGCCCUGGCCCGGGUCGACGUUCUUGUCGCGUUCGCAGCUGCGGCCAUGGCGGCAGACGGGCCCACGUGUCGCCCUGUCUUCGUGGACAAAACCGCACCGGAUUUUGCGCCACAUUGUGCGCCGGCAUCUGAGCGGGGCAGCGCCGCCGGGCUCGGGCCGAGCCUGGCAACGCCCUCGCCUUCGCCCAGGCGGACGGGCGCACCCCCCGAGAGGGAUCCCUCUGCGGGAGGUGACGUCAGCGGGCGAGAAUCAAUCGGGGACGGGUUGCCGGAGGAGUGUCAGACGCCUGUUUCGGAGAGCGGAUCAGAGCGUCCGAAUGGCGGCGCCGUGUUGCAGAUUGAGGGUCUGUGGCACCCGUAUGCGAUUGGGGGCGGUGGGGGCACGUUUGUGCCGAACGAUCUGACUCUCGGGGGACCGAACUCUGGCGCCGACUUGGAUACUUCACAGCCACGUGGCACGCUCUCGGCGAGCCCACGUGGCAUGCUCCUGACGGGCCCCAACAUGGGCGGCAAGUCGACGCUGCUGCGCGCCACGUGCCUAGCCGUCAUCAUGGCGCAGCUCGGGUGCCGCGUCCCGGCGGAGAAAUGCUCGCUCUCCCUAGUUGACACGAUCUUCACGCGGCUCGGCGCGAGCGACCGGAUCUUUUCGGGCGAGAGCACGUUUCUGGUGGAGUGCAGCGAGGCGGCCAGCGUGCUGCGGCACGCGACGGCGGACUCGCUGGUCGUAUUGGACGAGCUCGGCCGCGGGACGUCCACGUUUGACGGCUAUUCCAUAGCGUAUGCGGUCCUGAAGCACCUGAGCGAGGCGCUGGACUGCCGCCUGCUCUUCGCCACGCACUACCACCCCCUCACCGCCGAGUUCGCCUCCAGUCCCCGCAUCACGCUCGCCCACAUGGCCUGCCAAAUGCUUCUCGACGGAGCGCCCAGCAAAACCCCCCGCGGUGACGCCGAAACGCUUGCUGACGUCAGCGCACUCAGUGAUCGCCACGUGUCGCUACCAGAGGCGGACGACGACAACCUGCAGAAGGAGGGGCAGCUGGUGUUCCUGUACAAGCUGCGGCCGGGCCCGUGUCCAAAAUCGUACGGCCUCCAGGUUGCCACGUUGGCAGGGAUCCCGCGGUCAAUUGUCCGAGCAGCCGCAGCGGCGGCCCGGGUGAUGGAGUCGAAACUAGACAGGGCGUUCAGCGGAGCCGGCAGGCGGGGGCUGGAGUUGCCAUGCCGGAAAGAGUCGGCCUCGGAAGACGGGUGUUUCGGACGGCCUUCGGACAGCAGUGGUCGUCUUGAUUCAGCAGAGGACGGGUCAGCGAAAGAAGAUGCCGGUUGUGAGAAUCUGACGGGAAGCGAGCUGCGUAUCGCCCGAACACUGCUUAGGCAAGGUCUAAGUGGCGGCAUUGGAUCCAUGUUAGGGUCCCGGGCGGAUGAGGAGUCAGCACACGGAAGUCUCGUCCAGACGUGGCAGGAAUUGCAGGCCCAGUAA
Messenger RNA from Klebsormidium nitens, 3873 nucleotides. The record is from the annotation of a GenBank genome assembly. Lineage: Eukaryota; Viridiplantae; Streptophyta; Klebsormidiophyceae; Klebsormidiales; Klebsormidiaceae.